Epinephelus moara (kelp grouper) is the source of this 2150-nucleotide messenger RNA. It is a transcript of the gene pdap1a, whose product is annotated as pdgfa associated protein 1a. The transcript has 6 exons. Lineage: Eukaryota; Metazoa; Chordata; Actinopteri; Perciformes; Serranidae. Gene Ontology annotation, molecular function: RNA binding. Gene Ontology annotation, cellular component: cytosol. The record is from RefSeq and is a predicted model, not a curated record. Bases 168 to 650 code for a protein of 160 amino acids.
AUCAGUUAUUGCAGUGUUUCAACGUUGGUGGUGCCGACAGCGGGCGAGACCAAGUAGUUUCUAGCUUUUUCUUUCAACACUUCAAGCCGUCGCCUUUGCUUUUACAACUAUCACAAUAUUCAGCGAUUCAGUAGCGGACUUUAUCUGUGUACACUUCGCUUUUAACAAUGCCUCGGGGCGGGAAGAGGGGCCACAAGGGCAGAGGGAAGCAAUUCAGCAACCCUGAUGAGAUUGACCGACAGAUGAGAGCACAGAAAGAGUUGGAAGAAAAUCCUGGUGCAGACAAGGAGAGCUCUGCAGAUUCUGAUGAAGAGAGCAGCAGUGAAGAUGAAUCUGACUCCAGGAAGAGGAGUGGAGUGGAGGGGCUUAUAGAGAUCGAGAAUCCCAACCGUGUGUCUCAGAAGAGCAAGAAGGUGGCUGAGGUAGACGUUGAUGCUCCCAGAGAGCUGUCUCGGAGGGAGAGAGAGGAGAUCGAGAAGCAGAAAUCAAAGGAACGCUACAUGAAGCUCCAUUAUGAGGGGAAGACUGAGCAGGCCAGGGCCGACCUGGCCAGACUGGCCAUCAUCAAGAAACAGAGGGAGGACGCUGCCAAGAAGAGAGAUGAACUCAGGAAAGAAAAAGAAGCUGAAGAAGCCAAAGCAAAGCGCUAGUCCACUACCUGAAAGCUUCAACAUGCACUUGUCUCAGAGGGAUGGAGAGAGAUGGAGAUCUGGAGGAGGAGGAGGAGGAGAGCGGGGAGGGGGACCAGUACGAGUGGCAUCAGAUCAGGGGCGCUCCUGAACUCCUGUCCCUCAUUUCAAAUCAGAGAGGCGUGGGUCUUCCAUAACAGUUUGGUCAGGACGGGGCAAAACGGGUGGAUCAAAGCGAGACGAAGAGGAAUGCAACAUUUGGGAUGCCUCUAGUUUUCUUCCUCCAGAGGAGACAAUCGCAGGUUUUCCAAGUGCUUCACUGCCUCUUUGCUCUUCCCCCACCCAGCAGGGUUUUAAUUCUGAAGCUGCUGAAGUUAUUUUCAUUCCUUUUGAUUUAUACAUUUUUACAAGGUUACCUAAUACGAGUUUACUUAAUGACUGGACAGGUGUUACAGUGAACAUGCAUGGGGAUAUUUUUGGUGCUUUACCUUUUUUUUCUCCCAUCUCGCCUGUUUUGUAAUACGGCAGCUGCAGAUGGAGAAAAAGAACACUAUUCAGAGGAUAAACUGAUAUAUAGGAAUUAUACAAUGUAGUUUAGAAUUUGUGGAUAUGUUGCACAAGGCAUUGGUAUAAUUUUCUAAAGAUUUCCCCCUUCAUUUAGACACAAAUAAUCUUUCUCCACCAGCUUCUUUUUGUCCCAGAGUCGCCAUGUUUUGAUCCCCUUUGUUUCAGUUGGCAAGUUACAGUUGGAAGAAUUGGCAGUCCUGCUUCCGCAACAUGUAUUCAAAGUAGAAAAUAUUUAGUUUCCUUUGCUUUUUCAUGGAUCUUUCCCUCCAAAUUUUCGCUUUGCUCACUAGAAUCAUCUUAUUGCUGUCAGUUCAAAAGUGUUUCAGAAUGUGUUUUGUAAUCCUUUGUUCAAAGCACCUGGAAUAUUACUUGAAUUGCCUACAAGAAGCGUUUUUAAGUUGUCAUCAGUGCUGGAAAGCAUCGUCUCGAAGUUCCUCAGUAACCGUGGCCUUGCCCUGUUUCUGAUGGGGUCCUCUGUGGUUCUGUUGGAGGGAUUGUGUCUUUUGUUGCCUUUACACAGUUUACACAAGACCAGUUCACUGUCUUACUCCUGUAAUUGAAGUCCUACAAAGAACCUACACUGAGUUAGUUUAUUAGGUACAUGAAGAAUUCAGUGCAGUCCUUUACAUCAGCACUAGUACCAAAAUUACCAGCGACCACUCAGCUCUCUGACAUUUUAAACCAGAACACAAAAUUCUAAACUCCACAAGGAGAGGAUUUACUGCAGGGCAUUUGUAUUGUGUGGACUGCACAGGUGUACAUGAUAAACCGCUAACUCAGUGUGUGGGGGAUUUGCCUUGAUCAGGACACCAGUAUUCCCUAUAACAUGGAAAUAGCUUAAAAAACAAACUGUUGAGAUGAGAAGUGUAAGAAAUGUAGCCACAAUCCAGUUCCAGUUUUCCAACCUGUAUUUGAAGUCAUUUUUAAAGAAUAAAUUCAACAAUAGAUAAAUGA